AUGCGUCUCUUUCGUCGGUUUAUAGUGCCUACUGCGACGCAAUCAUCAUCAUCAUCUUUAUCUUCAUCGCCAUUAUUCCUAUCACUACUUGUACACCCUCAACGACAUUGUACACUUAGUGUACGUACAGAAAUACGAAAAAGAGGAAAUAUUGUAGAUGAUGAAUUAACAAGAUUAGUGCUUCAGUGUGAUGAGAGUUCUACAAAACCAUUUGGUGGCUCCAUCUGUGGUGGAAUUCUCACUCUUAUGGGUGUAGGCCUCUGUGGUCUCACCUUUGUAUACAAUGUAGGUAAGCCAGUAUUGGAUGCUUACUACGAAACACAGGAGGAUGAGGAGGGAGGAAAGGAAGAGAAGGUGGAUUAA
Molecule: messenger RNA, 363 nt
Organism: Trypanosoma theileri
Lineage: Eukaryota; Euglenozoa; Kinetoplastea; Trypanosomatida; Trypanosomatidae
Exons: 1
Coding region: 1-363 (120 amino acids)
Source: RefSeq, a predicted model, not a curated record